GAACUAAACUUUGUUGUUUUGGUCGCAUGUCUCUUUGAUUCUUGCCUUUCCUGCCCUGGUCUGUGCUCUCCUGUUGCGACCAUGCCGGUGCCAUUGACGGAUGCCAUCGUGGUGGGGGGACUGAACCCCGUCGAGGGUAAAAUUGUUUCGGUCCCUUCCCACAAAGCCAUCAACGAGAAAGUCAGCAUCGAUGAGUCUGGUGUUGGGAAAGAAUUAGCUUCCGAAAUUCAAGCCAUUCCGGCAACUGCGCCGUCGAAUGACGGAAACCACGAGAAAGACGACAACAGCGACAAUGCUAUCAUUAUCACCGGUGCCGACGCGUCCCGCUACCUGCUCCCGCUCCGAGAUGACUUCGAUCCUUCGUUAACCUUCCGGAGCAUUUUCCUGGCAACUUGUCUCUCGGCUUUCCAGGCUGUGAUGAGUCAAAUUUACACUUUCAAACCGACCGCCAUCACCAUUUCCGGAACAUUCAUCGUACUCAUCGGCUACUUUGUGGGUAAGGCAUGGGCCAAGACCUUCCCUCGCGGUGACAACCUCGAAGCUCGUUGGAGACAGGAUCAUCCCGAAGGCGAGCUUCCUGCGUACGUCAAGUUCUUCAAGUUCAUCAACCCGGGUCCCUGGGGAUUGAAAGAGCAUGCAAUUUGCUCUAUCACUGCCACAUCUGCGUCCAAUGCGGCCGCUAGUAUUCAGGUAUUCGCGGCACAGGAUCUCUUCUACGACUUGCCUCUGAGUCCGACAACUGUUGUUCUGACCGUCAUCUCCAUCGGCCUCUUUGGCUACGGCAUUUGCGGUGUUAUGCGCCCCAUCGCCGUAUGGCAUGUUGACGCCGUAUAUUGGAGUACUCUUCCUACAGUUAAGACGCUCCAGGGUCUUCAUUGGCAGGAUCUGAAGAACUCCAAGCCUCUCCGUUGGUUUUGGUACAGUUUUGCAGGCAUGUUUGUUUACGAGUUCUUCCCGGCAUACAUCUUUCCGUGGCUGAACUCCGUUUCCAUUCCCUGCCUUGCGGCCAUGAACGCCACAGGCUCAAAGGCUGCUGUUCUCACGAAUCUUUUUGGCGGCUCUAUCAACAAUGAAGGGUUGGGCCUAUUCUCCUUGUCUUUCGACUGGCAAUACAUCACUUCCUUCAACACGUCCCUUCCUCUGACUUUGCAAGCUCACUCUGCCAUUGGAUUCUUCAUUUGUUUCCUUGCAAUGAUUGGGAUUUACUACACAAACGCCUGGGAUGCCAAAUCGCAGCCCUUCAUGUCCACCCGACUGCGGUCCGAGGACGGCACUGCGUAUCCCAUUGCCAAGGUCUUCACUGGGGGUGUGCUCGACCAGGACGCCCUCACCAAGUACGGAAUUCCCAGGCUCACGGGCAGCUUCGCGUACGCAAUGUUCAUGGCCAACGCCGCAAUUGGUGCCCUGGUUGCCCACUGCUUCUUUUUCUGGGGCGGAGACGUGAAGAGAGCCUACCAAAGCGCAAAGAGUGGUAGAUACGACGAUCGCCAUCACGAUCAUAUGACCAAGCAUUACAAGGAGACGCCAUGGUGGUGGUACGUCAUUGUGCUUGUCGCCAGCUUUGUUCUUGGCCUCGUCGUUGUUACCACGCAGAAUGUUACACUUCCAGCCUGGGCAUACGUCGUGUCGCUGCUUCUCGGUAUCUUCAUCGCGCCGCUGAGCACGAUUCUUUACUCUCGAUUCGGUAAUGGAAUUGCUACAAACAACUUAUCGAAGAUGCUGGCAGGUCUCAUCCUUCCUGAGCGUCCCAUUGGCAACAUGUAUUUCGCCGCUUGGUCGCACAACGUCAUCUCGAAUGCUGUUAAUCUUUCCAACGAUCUGAAGAUGGGAGAAUACCUCAAAAUCCCUCCUCGUGUUAUGUUUCUCACCCAAAUCUACGGCACCAUCAUCGGCGGUUUCAUCAACUACGCAGUCAUGAUUUCCAUUGUGAAUGGAAACCGAGAGCUCCUUGUGGAUAGCGACGGAAACAGUUCCUGGAGCGGUGCAACGAUGCAGUCGUACAACACCAACGCCACAUCCUGGGCGCUUGCAAAGUACUUGUACAAGACUGGUGGCAAGUACGCUCUCGUGCCAAUUGGUUUAGGCAUCGGCUUCGGCGUUGUUAUUAUCCAUCGCAUUAUUGCAUACUUUGUCCCCAAGAUCCGCGGUUACUCCUUGUACGAGAUCAACUUGCCCCAACUCAUCCAAUAUGCGGGCUAUAUUCCGUACAACGCGUCUCAGACCUGCGUGCUCUUCAGCUCGCUGAUCAGCGGCUUCUUCGUUCAAUUCUAUCUCCGCAACUACCGCCCCCGUAUCUUCAAGGACUACUCGUACCUAGUCACCGGCGCAUUCGACGGAGCCAGUCUUACAGUACUCUUCAUCUUGUCGUUUGCGGUGUUCGGCGCCGGCGGCCCCUCUGUUCCCUUCCCUACAUGGUGGGGUAAUAAUGCCGACGGCUAUUACGAUCACUGCCCGGCAGCCGAGUAGACAGUCUCUGUGAGACUCAUUCGCUUUUGGUUCACUUCACGAAUAACCGGCCUCGAGUCUCAUUGUUGAAAGAUCUUGAGGCAGGGUUCAGGAUGCACUGGGCACUCUACCAGUAGCAUGGAAGAUUCGGCGAGGGCUAGUGGCUAUCAAGUUGUCCGAAG
Molecule: messenger RNA, 2627 nt
Organism: Colletotrichum phormii
Lineage: Eukaryota; Fungi; Ascomycota; Sordariomycetes; Glomerellales; Glomerellaceae
Product: OPT oligopeptide transporter
Exons: 7
Coding region: 82-2466 (794 amino acids)
Biological process (GO): transmembrane transport
Cellular component (GO): plasma membrane
Molecular function (GO): oligopeptide transmembrane transporter activity
Source: RefSeq, a predicted model, not a curated record